Molecule: messenger RNA, 291 nt
Organism: Ectocarpus siliculosus
Lineage: Eukaryota; Phaeophyceae; Ectocarpales; Ectocarpaceae
Source: the annotation of a GenBank genome assembly
AUGGCCACGCCCAUGAAGAGGGUAUUUGACACCUACGCCGACCGCAAGGGCGUAUGCGUGACCACCUUGCGAUUCCUCCUCAACGGCGAGCGUGUCGGUUGCGAUGAUACCCCCGCGUCACUGCAGCUCGGACACCACGAUCGGAUCGAUUGCUUACGGGAGCAGCCCGGGCCACAGUAUUGGCCUUUUCCACGUACCGCGACGACUGCUGAUGCAUGUGAGAGCCAAGGCGUACCCGGUAUAUCUUUAACUACACAAUCGCUAGUCGAAACCUUUUUGUUCCUCCCGUGA